AUGGAUACGCGCCGUUUUUUAAACUUUUACGAGCAACAACUACAAAAUUUUUUGGCGGCAAAUAAAAGCACAUUCCAAAAGCAUUACAAAAACCAAAAGCCCAAAAAAAAGGGAAAAAGCAAGCCCGCUUUAAUUUCGAAACGUUCGAACGCGGGCCGUCCCCGCAAUAAAAGCUUUAAAAAAACCCCCGGCCCAUUUUUAAAUUCCCGUACCGCGGCAAACAAAAAAACGAGCCCCGGCCAAAUUUGCAAAAACAAUAUUUGGACCAUUACCCGGGGCGUUUUCGAUAGCGUUAACCAAAAAAACAUUAAUGCCCGAAAAAAGGACGCUAAAAUGGCUAAGCACGCUUUUAAGCCAAACCAUAACUAA
Molecule: messenger RNA, 369 nt
Organism: Gaeumannomyces tritici R3-111a-1
Lineage: Eukaryota; Fungi; Ascomycota; Sordariomycetes; Magnaporthales; Magnaporthaceae
Exons: 4
Coding region: 1-369 (122 amino acids)
Source: RefSeq, a predicted model, not a curated record